AAAAAUGAAAUAAUUUUUUUAAAAUUUUUUUAUUAUAUUGUACUUAUGAUAUGUUAACAAUCCUAAUCUUUAUUAUACCAUCUCUCCUCUGUAAUACAGCAUCCACACAGUCACUAGUAUCUUCCAUUUUCCACUCUCUCAAGCUAGGGAGAAAAUCAUAAUAGCAUGAUUUAUAAUCUUUAAUUGCUUUAUUCUUUGCAGAUCCAAGUAAAGGAUUAGCUAAAAUUUGAUCAAAGAUUAAAAGGAUGGCUUUAGGGAGAUAUACUAGGGUUGAUGGGAGGAAAUCGUCGAACUAUUGUUCGACAGUGACUGUGGUGGUUUUUGUAGCUCUUUGCUUAGUUGGGGUAUGGAUGAUGUCAUCGCCGUCUGAUACAGCCUCAGAAAACUUAGAUUUGCCCGAGGAGAAACAAAAAACGGAUAUUAAACCGGAGGAAGUUAAACAAGAGGAGGUUAAACCGGAGGAAGUUAAACAAGAGGAGGUGAAGCAAGAUGAAGUCAAAGAUAACAAUGAGAGCCCCGCCCAACAAUUUGAGGAUAAUCCGGGUGAUUUACCUGAGGAUGCAACUAAAGGAGACACUAAUGUCAAGAGUGAAAACAUGAAUGAGACUCCGUCCGAGGAAAAGAAGGAGGAGGUAAAGAAAGAGGAUAAUAAGGGUGAGACAAAUGAAGAAGUGAAAGAAGAAAACUUAGAGUCUAAGAAAGAAGAUGGAUCUGAGGAAACAAAGACGGAAGGUGAUGGGAAUGAUUCGGGUGAAAAGAAAGAAUCAGAAGAAUAUUCUAGCGAGAAUGAGAAGAAGUCCGAGCAGAGUUCUAGUGAAGCCCAAAAUGAAAAGAAAGAGGGUGAUAUAGAAUCCGAUGAUGGUAACAAGAAGCAGGAAGGAGAUGUAAAGGAAUUGGGUUCCCAAGAGGUUUUUCCUUCGGGUGCUCAAUCCGAGCUUCUAAAUGAGUCAGCCACCCAGAAUGGUUCUUUCUCGACUCAGGCUGCUGAGUCAAAGAAUGAAAAGGAAGCUCAAAAGUCUUCAACCCAACAGGAAGAGUAUGCUUGGAAAAUCUGUAAUACUACUGCUGGACCAGAUUAUAUUCCUUGCCUUGAUAACUGGGAUGCUAUCCAUCAUCUAAGGAGUACUAAGCAUUAUGAGCAUCGAGAGAGACAUUGUCCUGCCGAGCCUCCGACUUGUCUCGUUCCCCUUCCUGAAGGAUACAAGCGACCCGUUGAGUGGCCGAAAAGCAGGGAAAAGAUCUGGUACGCUAAUGUUCCACACACGAAGUUAGUACAAAUUAAGGGGCAUCAGAAUUGGGUGAAAGUUAGCGGCGAAUACCUCACAUUCCCUGGUGGUGGAACCCAGUUUAAGAAUGGCGCUCUCCACUAUAUUGACUUCAUAGAACAAGUCUUACCUGAUAUUGCAUGGGGAAAACAAUCUCGUGUUGUCCUGGAUGUUGGAUGUGGAGUUGCCAGCUUUGGAGGCUUUCUCUUUGAUAAAGAUGUGUUGACCAUGUCACUCGCUCCGAAAGAUGAACAUGAAGCUCAAGUGCAGUUUGCUCUUGAACGAGGAAUUCCAGCUAUAUCUGCUGUGAUGGGAACACAAAGGCUACCUUUUCCGGGGAUUGUUUUUGACGUUGUUCAUUGUGCUAGGUGUAGGGUUCCAUGGCAUAUAGAAGGUGGAAAGCUCCUGUUGGAAUUAAACCGUGUGUUGCGUCCCGGUGGUUACUUUGUAUGGUCUGCCACUCCGGUUUAUCAGACGCUUGAGGAAGAUGUUGGAAUCUGGAAUGCUAUGUCUAAACUGACCGAGCAAAUGUGCUGGAAACUUGUCAAGAAGGAAAGAGAUGAGGUGAAUAAGAUUGGUGUAGCAAUAUACCAGAAACCAUUGUCUAACGAGUGUUAUGAACAGAGGUCACAAAAUGAACCCCCAUUAUGUGAGCAGUCUGAUGAUCGUAAUGCUGCCUGGAAUAUCCCCUUGCAAGCAUGCAUGCACAAAGUACCAGAAGGUGAAACAGAGCGCGGGUCUCAUUGGCCAGAGCUAUGGUCCGCAAGAUUGGAAAAGACGCCAUACUGGCUAACUAGUACCCAGGUCGGUGUUUAUGGGAAGCCGGCACCUGAAGAUUUCUCUGCAGAUUACGAGCAUUGGAAACGCGUGGUUAGCCUAUCAUACCUCAAUGGCAUGGGUAUCAGCUGGUCCGAUGUCCGAAAUGUGAUGGAUAUGAGAGCUGUUUAUGGAGGAUUCGCUGCAGCUCUUAGAGAUCUGAAAAUCUGGGUCAUGAACGUGGUGACAGUAGAUUCACCCGAUACACUCCCUAUUAUCUAUGAGCGUGGUCUCUUCGGAAUAUAUCACGAUUGGUGUGAGUCAUUUAACACGUACCCUAGAUCAUACGAUCUCCUUCAUGCCGAUCACCUCUUCUCCAAAAUCAAACAAAAGUGCAACAUGCCAGCCUUGGUCGCCGAGGUUGAUAGGAUCUUAAGACCCAAAGGAAAGAUCAUUGUGCGUGACAAGGUUGAAAUUAUUAACGAGUUAGAAAGGAUGUUCAAAUCAAUGCACUGGGAAAUUCGGAUGACUUAUUCCAAGGACAAGGAAGGAUUGUUGUGUGCCCAGAAGACAAUGUGGCGACCCGAUGAGGUAGAGACCCUAAAAUAUGCUAUCAUGUAAACUCGCAUAUGUUUGUUGGUCUGGUUAUUAUGAAGCGUAGCGGCUCCGAUUGUGUUUCAGUUAGGUAUUCUUUCAGUUCUUUAAUAGCUUAUUGCAUCUUAUUAUUGUGAGUUAUAUUUUUUUGUCCCCCUCUCCACCUUAAGGAAAAAAGAUCAAUCCCGUCUGGAAUUAUAUUGACUUUGUGUAGGGUGGAAACUGAAACUUCGUAUUAUGUUAUAUAGUUUCUUGAUGAGGAAAUACCGGUUUUAAGCAUGUAGCCACGAAACUAUGAGAAAUGUUCAUAAUUUUGGUUCUA
This is a messenger RNA of Amaranthus tricolor (Joseph's coat), 2937 nucleotides long. RefSeq names its product probable methyltransferase PMT26. NCBI's taxonomy places the organism in Eukaryota, Viridiplantae, Streptophyta, Magnoliopsida, Caryophyllales, Amaranthaceae. The record is from RefSeq and is a predicted model, not a curated record. The coding region runs from base 246 to 2642 and encodes 798 amino acids. The transcript has 9 exons. Gene Ontology annotation, molecular function: methyltransferase activity. Gene Ontology annotation, cellular component: trans-Golgi network; endosome; cytoplasm.